AUGGACACUUCCGCCCUGGUCGUCAAUCGCCUGUUCAGACAAUUGGCUACCCACCGAUUCUGCCAGCAUGCACGGCGCAGUCAGGCUGCUGUACCGGCGCAAUGGCAAUGCCAGAAGCGCCAAUCCUCCACCUUGAAGAGAGACAAGGAAAGCACAUGGCAGCAACGAACCGACCACUUCCCCAGCGACAAGGCAGAAGAAUACAAGAGAUACCCCAAUGUCACGGCAGACCAGCUACGAGGGCGACGGCAGAGGCCGCGGCGAGUCAAGAUGUUGAUGAGGGACUUCAUCGAGGACAGCUUGUACAACCCGCACUAUGGCUACUUCAGCAAAAACGUCACAAUCUUCACGCCCGGGGAACCCUUUGAUUUCAGCAGGAUAAGAGAUGAGCCGGAGUUUUACAAGAUCUUAGGGGAGAGAUACACACAGUUUGAGGACGAGUUGGAUGAGAAGGAGUUCAACGAUGCCAGACAGCUUUGGCAUACCCCAACAGAGCUGUUUCGCCCAUACUAUGGGGAUGCAAUAGCGAGGUACAUGGUGGCCAACUACAAGUUGACUGAAUACCCCUACCACGACCUGGUGAUAUACGAAAUGGGAGCUGGAAAUGGAACCCUCAUGUUGAACAUCCUCGACUACAUCCGCUACGCAGAACCAGACGUCUACGCCAGGACCAAAUUCCGCAUCAUCGAAGUCUCGACCGCCUUAGCAUCCCUCCAAGCCCAGAAAAUCCAAGCCACCGCCUCCAGCAGAGGCCACCACAACAAAGUCGAAAUCAUCAACAAAUCCAUCUUCGACUGGGAUCUCUACGUACCAACCCCCUGCUUCUUCCUCGCCAUGGAAGUCUUCGACAACUUCGCCCACGAUGUCCUACGCUACGACCCGUUUACCGAAGAAGUCAUGCAAGGCUCGGUCCUCAUCGACUCGGAAGGCGACUUCUACGAAUUCUACUCCCGCACCCUGGACCCCGUAGCCUCUCGCUUUCUCCGCGUGCGCGACGCAGCCUGUCAAGACAGACCAUACCCACACCCGUUACGCCAAUCACGCCUGAUGCGCUCCCUCCGCCACCGCCUCCCCUUCGCCCCAAACCUCUCCCUCCCAGAGUACAUCCCCACGCGCCUCAUGCAAUUCUUCUACAUCCUCACCUCCAAAUUCCCCGCCCACCGCCUCAUAACCUCCGACUUCCACUCCCUCCCGCAAGCAAUUCCCGGCUACAACGCCCCCGUGGUCCAAACCCGCUACCAGCGCCGCACCGUCCCCGUCACCACCCCCCUAGUCCAACAGGGCUAUUUCGACAUCUUAUUCCCGACAGAGUUCGGCGUCAUGGAGGACAUCUACCGCGCGGUGACGGGACGCUUGACGAGGACGAUGACGCACGAGGACUUCUUCACGCGCUGGGCGUAUGUGGAGGAUACGAGGAUGAGGAGUGGGGAGAAUGCGCUGUUGGGGUGGUAUAAGAAUGCGAGUGUUAUGGUUACCGUGUGA
Molecule: messenger RNA, 1482 nt
Organism: Zasmidium cellare ATCC 36951
Lineage: Eukaryota; Fungi; Ascomycota; Dothideomycetes; Mycosphaerellales; Mycosphaerellaceae
Exons: 1
Coding region: 1-1482 (493 amino acids)
Cellular component (GO): mitochondrion
Molecular function (GO): protein-arginine omega-N symmetric methyltransferase activity
Source: RefSeq, a predicted model, not a curated record